This is a messenger RNA of Acanthopagrus latus (yellowfin seabream), 5791 nucleotides long. Its product is annotated as mothers against decapentaplegic homolog 3. Gene Ontology annotation, molecular function: I-SMAD binding; DNA-binding transcription factor activity, RNA polymerase II-specific; RNA polymerase II cis-regulatory region sequence-specific DNA binding. The transcript has 8 exons. Bases 555 to 1832 code for a protein of 425 amino acids. Lineage: Eukaryota; Metazoa; Chordata; Actinopteri; Spariformes; Sparidae. Gene Ontology annotation, biological process: BMP signaling pathway; transforming growth factor beta receptor signaling pathway; regulation of transcription by RNA polymerase II. Gene Ontology annotation, cellular component: heteromeric SMAD protein complex. The record is from RefSeq and is a predicted model, not a curated record.
UGUCUGUGGCUGAAUAGAGACUCAGCAGCAGCCUCUGCAUUUGCAUUUGAUGCAGACUUCUAGCAGACUUCAGCCGGCGACCCAGCACACGGCGGAGGACUCUGAACUCAACAAAACUUUGCUGAACGAGGGUUACAGCACCCAGUGGGAAACACCAGCAACGUGGUUUCACUUCGAUGUUUGGGCUUUUUUCGAGUUGAGGUAAAAAGUAGCUUGCGUGCGAUUUAGGUCGGGUGUGUUCAAAAUAGCUGCGGUUUAGAAGAAGUGCAGACGGAUCUAGAUUUCUUUGCGGAGGAGCACUAAAUCCACAGCGCAACAGUCUACCGGUGCACAGUCCACUGCUGAGCUCGAGCCAGACAGACGGAGUGCGCUAAAACUGGAGGCUUUAACUCUGAGAUGCAUCUGUGAGGCGAUUAAUAAACAACAACAACCUGUCUCCAGACAAACAACGCGUUCUUCUCCAGUACCCGGACCGUGUAAGGAGCGGCCGUCCCCGUGUUUUGUCCAGAAACGAAGGACUUCUCGACACUGGAAGGACUUAAACUGAACUCAAGAUGUCAAUUUUGCCUUUCACUCCCCCCAUUGUCAAAAGACUUUUGGGCUGGAAGAAGGGAGAGCAGAACGGCCAGGAGGAGAAGUGGUGCGAGAAGGCGGUGAAAAGUCUGGUGAAGAAGCUGAAGAAGACGGGACAGCUGGACGAGCUGGAGAAAGCCAUCACCACCCAGAAUAUCAACACGAAAUGCAUCACCAUACCAAGGUCUCUGGAUGGCCGUCUGCAGGUGUCCCACAGAAAAGGUCUCCCCCAUGUCAUCUACUGCCGUCUGUGGCGCUGGCCCGACCUGCAGUCCCACCAUGAGUUGCGGGCGGUGGAGCUGUGCGAGUAUGCCUUCCAUACGAAGAAGGAUGAAGUGUGCGUCAACCCAUACCACUACCAGAGAGUAGAGACGCCAGUACUCCCACCUGUGCUGGUGCCCAGACACACAGAAAUCCCCAGUGAGUUCCCACCUCUGGAUGACUACAGCCAUUCAAUCCCUGAAAACACCAACUUUCCUGCUGGCAUUGAGCCCCAGAGCAACUACAUACCAGAAACGCCACCACCAGGCUACCUCAGUGAGGAUGGAGAGACCAGCGAUCACCAGAUGACCCACAGCAUGGACACAAGCUCCCCCAAUCUUUCACCCAAUCCCGUUUCACCCACACACAGCAACUUAGACCUUCAGCCAGUGACGUACUGCGAGCCGGCCUUCUGGUGCUCCAUUUCCUACUACGAGUUGAACCAGCGAGUAGGAGAGACCUUCCAUGCCUCACAGCCCUCGCUGACAGUGGAUGGCUUCACAGACCCCUCUAACUCAGAGCGCUUCUGCCUGGGCCUGUUGUCCAAUGUGAACCGCAAUGCAGCUGUGGAGUUAACACGCAGACAUAUUGGUCGUGGAGUUCGGCUCUACUACAUCGGAGGAGAGGUGUUUGCUGAGUGUUUGAGCGACAGCGCCAUCUUUGUCCAGAGCCCAAACUGUAACCAACGCUACGGCUGGCACCCUGCCACAGUCUGCAAGAUCCCUCCAGGUUGUAACCUAAAGAUCUUCAACAACCAGGAGUUUGCUGCCCUACUGGCCCAGUCAGUCAACCAGGGCUUUGAGGCUGUGUACCAACUCACCAGGAUGUGCACCAUCCGUAUGAGCUUCGUCAAGGGCUGGGGAGCCGAGUACAGGCGACAGACGGUGACCAGCACCCCCUGCUGGAUCGAGCUGCACCUGAACGGCCCCCUGCAGUGGCUCGACAAGGUGCUCACACAAAUGGGCUCCCCCAGCAUCCGCUGCUCAAGCGUCUCUUAGGGAAACAAUUCAUUCACACCCACUUCCUGUACACCACAUCUCCUGUCAGUGACUACACACACACAGACUGCAUGCAGACAAGAAAUGGCUGCACAAGUAUGGAAAGAUGUUGAGCCCCCCCGCCUCUCACUCAGCCAAUCCUAAAUCUGUAACUUCCUCCCACCAGCUGUCGAAGCACUUUUUAUAUACAUGUUGUAUGUGGCGAAAGGGGACAAGUGCAGUAAACCAUGUUAGUAUGAUUUCCACAUCAUGUCCAGAAUUUUUACAUCUAUAACAGCCAGAAUGGCUGAAACAACAGGAGGAAGUUUUUAUCAAUUCAGAGGUUUCUCUUUCCCUAUUUUUCAUGAUUUUUACAUUUUUUGUACAGAUUUUAACGUGAAUAGUGGUAUUAAAACAUGAAUUACAAUUUUUUUAAGCAUUAAUAACAAUUUUGUAAAGCAUGAUUGUGUUGAAUGCAUUUCACAUGACUUUGUUUCUGUAUUUGGGCAUUCAAUAGGUUAUGAAUUCAUUUACAAAUGUGACCCAGUGCGCUUAAACCAGGAAAUGUUCAACCACCAUUUAUUAGCACUGUGUGAAGGAAUAUACUGUAAGCCUUGCACAGAUAUUUGUUUAGGUUUUCAUACUGUCAUUUCAUGCAGGCUGCGUUACUCUGACAAGACAAAGAAAUACAGAAACAAACACUCGAGGUAAAACUUCUUUCCUCCCCAAAAGAAUAAUUUGCCUAAUAACAGUGAGUUUAAGUAUUUUUAUGGCAUGUAAAUGUCUCCAUCUAUUUCUUUUAGAUAAGUUCAAUGUAAAAGGUCAAAUUUAAUACAAAGUUUCCUUCACUGCAAAAUCUGACGGUGACUUUGCUUAAAACAAAAGGAAGAAACCGAUUACCACUACUUUGAGUCAUUUUAAGUUGCAACAACUCACUUCUUUACUUGGUAUUUCUGAGAUAAUCAGUUUCCUGACCAUAUAAAUAGAUGUGUAAUUUAUUACAGGGGAAAUAAAAAAAAAUAAUUUGAAAUGCAAAACAUUUAUGUAAAAUCCCCAAGUAAUAAACCCUAGAAACAAAUAAAAGGUUUAACGACACUGUACAUUUAAAAGUUGAUUUUACUUAAAAAAGACAGGAAACCAGUUACCUCAGAAUUACUUUGUUACUUCAAAUCAUUUGUCGUCUUUAUUUUGUAAUUUUUAGCCAAUCCAUUCCCUAGAUUCGUUUAAAGUAAAGUCACUUCUUAUAAAUUAUUCAAUAUAUAAUUAUUAUGACCCUUUACAUUGAACUGAAAGUUACUGUUUUAGGCAAAUGUAAGUCAGAGUGUAAACACACUUUGAUUUGAAUGGUGGCCCAGAUUACUGAGCAGUCAAAGCAGACAGGAGGUACAACUCUUUGAACCCAUAUAUGAGUACUUAAAGACUGUGGCAGUCAUCAGAUGUCACGAGGAGGAGGAUGCACUUUUGUAAAAAGUUAAUAUUCUAGUUGGCAAAGUUCAUUUAAUGGCAGUUGUAGCUGACAGCUGCGGUAGUUCUUCUCAGAGGGUUUUAUGAAAUAUAUCCUGCAUUAAUUUCAGGAUGCUUUGCCAAUUUGCAAAAUACUUUUGCAGCAUUGUAUUGUGUCGUAGUUAGUAUAUAUAAUAGGCAUUUACACAGAACUUGAAAACAUCUCACAGACUGUAAUAUUCUGCAAACAUUUAGUUAAAGUGAACACAAACUGUAGUAGGAACACUCGUGUGUGCUCUGCAGACGGCUGUGUGAAGAGAGCAGGAAGAUGCCUUUGCUUUUUUAAUUAUCUCUCUCAGCAGUCCAUAACAUUGGUCUUAUUUUUAGCCAUCAGUGAUAUCCACUUUUUUGCACACUCAGGAUUGUAAAACAAAAAAAACAAGAAUUAUGUACAGAAACUAGUGAAAAGGACAAAUGUACAACUCUAUUUUGUUACCAAUUAUUUUUGUAGGACAUUAAAGGCAAUGAUGACUUUGUCUGCUCCAGGGGCCAGAUGCAUAAAACUAAAACUGUGUGUACGCACAAAGACGGAAAUAUGUAGAUGCAUUCAUUCUGUCGCCUGAAGCUUUGUAUUUAUUUGAGUCUAUUGGUCUUGAGUCAAUAUGUGACUGUACCAAAUCAAACUGUAGUGUCACCUUCUGGUUCAGCAUCAUAGCUGCUUCUCAAACCACUUCUUACCAAGAAACAUUCAGGCGCGCAACACAUGUAGCCUUCUCUAGACUUUGUUACAAAUUUGGUGAUGGUUGAUCAUUCACAGUUCGUCUGAUUGACAAACUAAUGUCACUGCUGGUUCUGUUUCAUAAAUCUGGAAAUGGGUCCACAUGCACAAGCUUCAUUUCCACUCCCACAAUUAUCCAUAAAUCGACGUUUAACUGUCCUUGAACAUUGAUAUUUGUGCCCUCAUUAGACCUAGAGAACAGAAAUUAUUAAGCACUGUGUUAUUUUUAGGCUGUGUUUCAUCAGCAGCACCAGAACAGCUGUCAUUACGUACAACAGCUAUGUACAACAGUGGCUAAUUAUAGCACCCGCACAUGUCCCAGUAAACCAUCACUGCAUCGCAAUCAUCAUUACUAAACGUCCAACAGAUGAUCAGUGACUAACAUAUCGAGAGAAAAAAGACUUUGCUAAUCAGGACCAAAUGAAAGGAUCAUUAAAAGGGAAAUUUUCAAUGUGUGAAAGAAUAACACAUAAUAACACUAAUAUAAAAGCAUUCGAUAAAAACAAAUUACACGUUACAAGUUUUUCCAGUUCUACGAGAUGAAACCAGCAUUGUUGUUUAUAGCUGCCACCUCCUAUGACCAUGUUAUAUUUAAAUGAUAUCAUACUAAUACUAUUAACACAGUAUUAGUAUUUAUUUUUUAAAAUACCAGGACAAGCCUAGGCACCCCUAGUGCGUGAGGUUCCCCACAUUCUUCCUUGAGAAUAAUUACCAGUUCAUGUUUGGGAGACGGCAUACUCUUGUUUUUGUGCGUACACACCCUUUAUACAUCUGGCCCUUAGUGUUUUUGCAUGACGUGACAGAAAAAUACUGCCAGCAGGUGCAGGGAUACUGACCUUGUAUUUUUCUACCUGUGAAGACAAAGGCAAAGCUUGUUACAAAGGGAAAUGUUUGGACAGACGGAGGUGUGUACAUAACAGUAGCUUCUCAACAUCUGAUGUCCCUAUUUUUUAGGUCAAUGUACAUAAAGUGCAUACAUGUGUUAUAAUCGGACCAUUAACCUUUAUAAUGUUGGUGGUUUUGUCAACAGAAAAAGAAGCUUAAAAAUAAUUUUAAAGUUAGAAUAAAUGUCAAAAAAAGCUAAAAAGAAAAGUCUUAGCUUUGGUCCUGUUUGCUGUCAGUACCCCGCUGUGGUGGAAGUGGAUCGGUUUCCUUCUGGUUCUAUAACACUAGACAAAGACACAGUGGGUGAACACCGACAUGUUUGGAUUCUUUUUACAGAACUUAUUUACAUUAACCCAGCUUUUGAUGUUAAUGCCAGCCCAGUGGUGCUAAUCUUUUAACAUUUUAGGGACUCAAGAGAACCACAAAGCCAUAGGAUUUGACUCUUAAUGCUUAAUUUUCCUCAAACUGUAGUGUGGGAUUGUUUCAGAAACAGUAGCAUCUACUAAUCUGAGACAGACAGCUCUUUUAGAGCUUCUAGUGUCCUUGAACACAGCAGUCCUGAUCCUAAUGGGCUCUUUAACCACCCAGUGGUCAAUGUAACUACCCAGUAGGGAAUGUUUUGCAAACAAAUUUGUUUUUUUUAUACGCUCUUCAAGUUAUGAUGCUUAUGCUUUUUUCCCCCUUGUUUAAAUUGUUCACUGUAAUCGUCGUUUCUUAGUUGUGAUUCAUGUCUCCGUGCUCUCAAUUGGUCUUCUAGAUGUCUUGUAUAAGAAUUGUACCCUUAUUUUUCUCUGCCUAUAAAAAGUUGAUGUGUUGCUUUAUAUUUUUGUUUAUUAUUGUUGGUCCAUGAAUAAAAGUAUAUAUCUUGUGGUGA